Messenger RNA from Planococcus citri (citrus mealybug), 2167 nucleotides. Its product is annotated as venom serine carboxypeptidase-like. NCBI's taxonomy places the organism in Eukaryota, Metazoa, Arthropoda, Insecta, Hemiptera, Pseudococcidae. The record is from RefSeq and is a predicted model, not a curated record. Bases 10 to 1311 code for a protein of 433 amino acids. The transcript is spliced from 3 exons. Gene Ontology annotation, biological process: proteolysis. Gene Ontology annotation, molecular function: serine-type carboxypeptidase activity.
UCGAUAAAAAUGUUUCGAUUGUUGCACAUGGUGUGUUUCCUAAUACCUAGAUGUUUGUGCACAAGUGAGGUGAUCAUGGAUCCUGAAAAUCCAUCGAAAAGCAAAGAAAGCAGUCUAGUAAAAUCUUUCUUCAACGACACCAUCAGCUAUGCUGGGUUUUUUGAUAUACGCAGUACGGAGUUUAAUGACAAAUUAUUCUUUUGGUUUUUCCCUCAUCGUAAUGAAAACGCUGCUAUCAUCGUUUGGAUUCAAGGCCAGCCAGGUCUCAGUUCACUGUACAGUCUGUUCGAAGAACACGGUCCCUAUGAAAUAAGCGAAUCCAAUAUGCAAUUAACUAGACGUAAAUAUGCCUUGACUAAUACAUACCACGUGCUGUAUUUGGAUCCGGAAAUAUACUGCGGUUUUAGCUACACCAAUGGUCCUGAUCAUCUGUAUAGUGAAGUCGAUCACGUACCUGCACAUAUAUUCGAUAUUUUAAAGGAAUUUUUUUUAUAUUUUCCCGAGUAUCGGAAUAACGACCUAUAUGUCGCUGGAGCGUCCGCUAAUUGCCAAAUAAUUUGCAAACUAGCCCAUCAGAUUAUGAACGAUUUCAGCAAUGAUAAGCUCAAUCUAAAAGGAUUAAUUAUAGGAGGAGGCCUAUUCAGUCCACAACGAUCAUUCCAUUACCGUAACACUUUACACUGGAACGGUAUUGUCGACUCGGCGCUCACGUUUACUGAAUUCCGACGCAAACACUACAACAUACUUCGUUUCAUUCAAGCCAAAAAGCACCUCGAAGCAAUGGAGGAAAUCGGUUCAAUGCUGAGUAAAGUCAAACGUCAAGGAUUCCAAACUUUAUACGACAUUCGAGACGCCGAAUCAAUGGUAAACAGUUUCGUUCCUGGUUUCGUUACAAGAUCAGAUAUCAGAGACGCUUUACACGUCUCGAAUCUGACUUUCCAUAAUGAGACUCAACUAAUAAUCAAAGAUUCCCUGCUAUCAGCCAAGGAAUUAUACAGCACAAUUUUCUCCAAGUACAGGAUUCUUCUGUACCAUGGUCAAUUUGAUUUAUUGUCAUCUUACACUCAUUCGGCCGAAUUCUUGGUAACUUUAUCCUGGCCUUAUCUCGAGCAGUAUUACUUCGCGAAACGAAUAAACUGGAUGCAUAAUGGAGAGCUUCUCGGUUACUGGACCAAGGCUGGAAAACUAACUCACGCUAUGAUUCGUAAUGCUGGUCAUUUUGUAGGGAAAUCGCAACCAGAAGCUCUGAAUUUGUUGUUUGAGAAUUUCAUCGAGGAUAAAUUCACUAGAAUCGGUCAUCAGGGUAUUUAAGACAAAUCUUUUUUUUUUAAAUGCAAAAUAUGAUUGUAUUUUCAGCUCUAGUCACAUUUUAUAUCGUAACAGAACGAUUAAAAACUCAAAAAUGUAAGAGUAAUUCGAAUUUUCGCAGAUGUAAAUAACGCUUUUAUUGUAUCAGUAAAAUUGACAGUGCACUGGUAAAUGAUAUGGGGAAAAAAAUUCAAAAUGAACAUAGUUUAGAUGUAAACUACACUAAUGAAUGAAUAAAAUAUUAAUUAUUAAACUAAAAUGUAAGUUCUCUGUUUACUCGUUUUAUACUACCUACGUACACUGAGAUAGGUACUUAAAUAAAUAGCACACAAAAGAGGAAAGAAAAAAAAAUCAGUAGGUAAUACUUUUCUAAAAUCACAAUUAUUAUUUCUAUAAUCCAUAACCCCUGACAACAGGAACAUUUUAAAAAGAUGACGAUAAGGACGCAACAGAAAUAAUUAAACAAUGUAACCGCCUAUAAGAUUUCAAAUCAAUUUCCAAACAUACGUCACAGCCCAAAUUGAUAUGCCUCCCAUCCCACCCCACAAGGUCUAAAUUUUUUCUUAUGACUAGUAGAUUAAAACCCCAAAUAGGUAACUAAGAUGAUAAUUUUCAACCGCCGAAUAAUUAACGAAAGUUUUUAUUUUUUUUUUCUUCUUCUUCGAAUAAAGAGAUGUUUUCAUAACAAUAAAAAUGAAAAAGGAACUGGCCUUGGUUAAACGCCAUUUUUCUGUCAAAAUAUUAUUCUUCGUUCAACUUAUAAAAAAUGUAGUACGUAAGUAUACGUAAUUAACCUGUAAAAACAAAUAAAAUGAAUAAAGCUAAAAUACUAUAUGUUUUGUGUCGUAGAAUACCUACG